AUGAGAGCCUCGGACGAGCGUCGUAACGGUCGGGAACGACGCGGGAAUCAAGAGCCCGAUCAUGAUGACAAUAGCCAACAACCUGCUCCAAAUGUUUUGCCUGAACAACAGACAACCACAAAAGCAGGAAAACCAAGGCAGCGCAUAGCAUGGGCUACAAAAAUGAAUGAAGAUAUUAUGCACUGCUACUACACUGCAACGAAAUUGGACACACUGAAAACAGGAUACAGAACAGAUUUCCAUAGACUAUUUAUACAAUUAUAUCCACAAUACGAACACAAAAUAACUGCACAAGGAAUAUCAGACCAAAAGCGAGCAAUAAUGACAAAUAAACUUUUAACCGACGUCAACAUUGAAAAUAUUAAACAAGAAGUAGCCAAUAAAAUAGCUAACAUACACAACAACAAUAUAGAGCAGAACAUUACACAAAAUCCUAAUAAUAAUAACCAAAUAAACGAUUUAAUAGACCAAAAUAAUAAUGAAGAACAAAGUCCCAAUAGAAACACAAACAGAGCUGAAAUCACAAACAACCCGGACAACGAUAUGAUCGCAAAAACUCUAAAUGAAAUAAACACUAAUCUAAUAAAGUGGGAAGCCUCGGACGAGCGUCGUCAGGGUCGAGGACGACGCGGGAACACAUUGCUCGACCAAGAUGCAGAAACGAACCCGAACUCCACGGAUAACCGCGAACAACAAAAAGCUGGAAGUGUUUUGCAUUCUGAAGAAGCAACCACCAAAGCUGGAAAACCACGACAACGUAUGACUUGGACACGAGAAAUGAAUAUAAAUGUCAUGCGAUGUUAUUACAAAAGCACCAACAUAGAAACAAAUAAAACUGGAUACCGUGAAGAUUUGCAUAGAUUAUUCGUUGAAAUAUACCCUCAAUAUGCAAACAUAACCCAACAGAGAGUAGUAGACCAGAAACGCACUAUUGUAACAAACAAUCGUCUAACAGCUGUAGAACUGCAAAAUAUAAAAGAGGAAAUUGCAAAAGAAUUACAAAGUGGCAGUCAGGAUAACAACAACAACUCAACAAUAGAAUCACAACUGGAAACCAAUAACCCAAAUAAUACUGCACAACACAGUGAACAUAUAGAAAUUGAAAACAAUAACCCAAAUGAUAAUAAUACCCCAACUCUACAAACUACUUUAAUAAACAAUAACAACUUAUUGGAAAUGGAGCCUCACAAUAUACCUGCGGAUACGUCACCACCAUCAACAACCCCCUUUAGAGAAAGCGAUUCGGUGCAUCAUGAGGCGGGAACACCACGAACUUCCCAAUCCGUGUGGUCUCAGGGUAAUGAUGCGUCUGCUCAUUUGAAAACGCAAAAUGAGUACCGCAUCAAGGUCAAACAGCGUCAACAAAUUCUGGAUAGAAUCAACAUCGAUCGCAUACUUCCGCAUCUUAGCAGUAUUUCCGUGCACGAGCUCGAGGCAAAAUUAUCGGUACUGGAACGUCAGUACGAAUCAUUUCACCAUCUACAAUCAGAAUUGGAGCUAAUGAACGAUGAAGAACUCAAUCAACCACAUCGGGAUACAUUCGAUGAAUCCUUUUGUGCGGCGAAGGCAAUAAUAGUGCAGCGCAUAAAUGUGCUUAACCCCGCACGCCGAGAAACUAUAUUCAACAGCACAGCGAUUGCAUCUCCGUCACAUCGAGUCAACCUUCCGAAACUUCAACUCACGAAAUUCAAUGGUCAUCAUAGAAAUUGGAUGGAUUUUUACAACAUGUUCUUAGCGCUCGUUCACAACAACAGCCAAUUAGCAAACAUCGAGAAGUUUCAGUACCUCCGAUCAUGUCUCGUCGACUCAGCAGCUAGCCUCAUACAAUCGUUUGAGGUGACCGAUGAAAAUUAUAUCAAGGCGUUGGAUCUGUUACAGUCUAGAUAUGGAAACAAGCGGCUAAUUUUCCAAGCUCAUAUCCAACAUAUUUUCGAAGUACAGGGAGAAACAAGGCCGAAUGCAUCAUCGAUGAGGGCGUUCAUAGACGUCGUCAAUACCAACUUACGAGCUGUGCAAUCACUAGCUUCAAAUCAGCAAGUAUCAGAUGGCAUACUCUUGCAUCUGGUAUCCUCAAAGCUCAAUACAGACACGAAGGCCAAGUGGGAGGAAGAGGUUACCCACUUGUUUGAUCAGCGAUCAACUGCCAUGAGUUUUCAACUGCCCACUUGGGAGGACUUAGCAAAAUUCUUAGAACGUCGUUGUCAAAUUGCAGAUAUUUUGGAAGCCGGGCAGCCUAAAACACUCGUACCAAGAACUCAGCUAACAACACAUAGGCACAACAAACGUGACGAAAAAUGGGCCAUGCCAUUACCAACAUAUCACCAAGAGCAGGUUUGCUCUCAUCAUCUGCUCUUAAGUGAGCAUCCGAGCUCGCGCUCUGCUAGAUUCCGGAUCUCAACUGCAUUUCAUCACGGAAAAUUGGCACAACAUUUAAGAGUAACUCGAAAGGGCGUAGAUAUCGACGUCAGUGGAAUAGGUCAAAGGAGAGCAAAGGCACAACAUUUAUGUUGCAUAACGAUUAAAUCUCUAACCGAAGAGUAUAGUGCUACCAUUGAUGCACUAAUCAUACCAUCCAUUACGUCUUGUCAACCUAGUCGUCGCAUCGAUCAGGCAACCAUUUCGAUUCCAGAUACCAUUUCCAUCGCUGAUCCGACAUUCAACAUACCAGGACAGAUUGACAUACUCAUUGGAGCAGGAUUAUUUUUUGAGAUACUUAGUAAGGGCCAAAUACGUCUCAAUGGUCCAGUAAUACAAAAUACCAAAUUUGGUUGGGUGGUUGCAGGUGCAAUUCCUGCGCACGUAACAUCAGCAGCUGAUCCAUCACCUCCAUACAAAGCAUUCACAUCAGUCACAUCAGAGUCCAUUUUAGAUAAGCUCCUGGAAAGGUUUUGGGCAAUCGAAGACAUUCCAGCAUCGUCAUCGUCGACUCUAUCAUCGGAUGAGCUCGAAUGUGAAUCCUAUUUCAGCUCUACUACUCACAGGUGUCCCGUUACCAACAAGUUCAUUGUUCCCCUUCCAUUUCGUGAAGAACCGCAUCACCUGGGUGCUUCAGAAGAAACCGCAGGCAAAAGAAUGUUUUCGUUAGAAUCCAAACUGAAUCAAAACUCAAAUCUUCGCAGAGAUUACAAUGAAUUCAUGGAAGAAUAUAUCAAUAUGAAGCAUAUGAUUCCAGUUAAUUUAGAAUAUUCUCCAAGAAAUCGCCUAAACUAUAUUCCCCACCACGGGGUUACAAAACUUGAUAGCUCGACUACAAAGCUGCGGGUAGUCUUUGACGCCUCCUGCAAAACCUCAAAUGGAUAUUGCCUAAACGAUAUGUUGAGAGUCGGUCCCCAGCUACAAGAUACGAUAUUCACAAUUUUGACCCGAUUCAGAAGACACAAAUAUGUCAUUAUGGCUGACAUUGCCAAAAUGUAUAGGCAAAUCUGGGUCGACGAACGAGAUACCCAAUGGCAAUGCAUUUUCUGGCGCCCCACUUCUCAACAACCACUUACCACAUAUCAGCUACAAACAGUUACCUAUGGUACUAGUUGCGCACCGUACCUUGCUGUAAAAUGUCUACAACAGCUGGCAAUUGAUGAAGCGAAAACUUACCCAAUCGGAUCAAAGGUAACACUAAGCGAUUUCUAUGUAGACAAUUUAAUAAGUGGCGCAGCUAGUAUCGGCGAGGUCAUCGAAAUCAAAAAUCAAACCAUAAACUUACUGAAUUGCGCGGGAUUUCCUUUACGAAAAUUUGCAUCGAACGCAUCCGAAAUUGUUGCCGAUAUUUUACCAGAAGACAAGGAAGAGACAAUUCGUUUCCAUGACACUGAGUUUGUAAAAACGUUAGGGUUAAAAUGGUCACCAGUUGAGGAUUGCUUUCUAUUUCAUUUGGUAGCGGAUAAUAGCGUUAAAACUACAAAGCGUUCAAUUCUAUCAAAAUUGGCAAGUUUUUUUGAUCCGAUAGGUCUCCUCAAUCCUUUGAUUGUAACAUGUAAAAUUUUGAUGCAACAACUGUGGAAGCUGAAGUCGCCAUGGGAUGAUGAGGUCCCACCCGGGAUCAAGGUUCAUUGGGAACUAUUCAAUAAACAACUACCGCUUUUACAAACAUUAAAAAUACCCAGGUAUGCUAAUAUUGAUAUCGAUACUAAACUUCACGCAUUUGCAGAUGCAAGCACUAAGGCAUAUGGAGCAUGUGUGUAUGCAGCAUGGAGUGAUGCAUAUGGUGAGCAUUCGUCACUACUCUGUGCUAAAUCUCGAGUGGCACCAACGAAAGAGAUUACAUUACCUAGGCUAGAACUUUGUGCAGCCCUAAUGGCCGCAGAACUGAUGUCAGCAGUUAACAACAUACUCAAUCUUCCUGGCGCAAAUGUAUACUGCUGGUCAGAUAGCACAAUUGCGCUUGCUUGGAUAGCAGCUGAACCGUCGAGAUGGAACGUUUUCGUGGCCAACAGGGUAGCAAAAAUACAGCAAUUAACGAAAACCUUUUCCUGGAAUCACGUACCAACAGACCAGAAUCCCGCUGAUAUUGUAUCACGUGGAGCAUGUGCCAGCGAACUUUUGCAAAAUACACUUUGGUGGCACGGACCAAAAUUUAUCCAACAGAGCUGUGAUUAUUGGCCUUCAGCAGUGCAUGUACCACAAAACGAAUUACCAGAACAGCGGCUUCAAAGAACUGCAUUAAUUGCUAUUCCAACUUCUGACUUCAUUAGUAAACACAAGUAUGUUAAUAGCUACAUGAAAUUGCUGAGAAUUUUUGCUUAUAAGACAUCCACGCCAUUGAGAUUGGAGAACAACAUCGCAACUCAAAGCUAAUUGCAUUGUCG
Anastrepha obliqua is the source of this 4802-nucleotide messenger RNA. RefSeq lists its product as uncharacterized. Bases 1 to 4791 code for a protein of 1596 amino acids. The transcript has 6 exons. The record is from RefSeq and is a predicted model, not a curated record. Lineage: Eukaryota; Metazoa; Arthropoda; Insecta; Diptera; Tephritidae.